CACUUCCAAAUCAGCGGAUAUCACAACAAUAAUAUUGAAACAUGCCGAAAUUGAGUUGAUAAUAACGAUUGAAGUUAGAGGAACCAUCGCCACCCCCGCUUCGUGGCUGGCUGAUUCAAAGCCUUUUUUUGCUCGGCUUCUGUCACUCUCCCAAGUAAGAUGAACUCGCGGGAAUUUCGUCGUCCCCAACCUGGCGGGAGUGAAGCCGAUUUGUGGCGAGAUGCUCAAGCUUGGGAACGCGGCCACAUCAGUCAACCGUCAGUCCCGGCGGAAAACAUCGUUCACGUCAAGCGGCCUCACUCACCCGACCGCCUGUCCGAGAAUCGCCAUCCAUCCACCCAGACCCACCGCCCGGUCUCGCCCCCGGUCAGCGCCGCGGUGCUCAAAGACACGGUCAGUGAGCGAGACCCUCACGCCCGGCCCACUUUUGACCCACCUCAGCGCUCCGCCCUAGCUUUUCCCGCCGUAUUCAAGGCCCAGUUUGAGCCCUCGGCUGAGCCUGCACCUGCAGCCAACCCUAGCGUGCCUACUGCCAAGAAACGGAGUCUUUUCGCCCGACAAGUGGCGCGAAAAGACCAGCCCAUUACGGCACGUCAUCCGAAUCCCGGCGCAUCCGAGGCUCUGGGGGUCAGCAGUUUCAUCCUUCAAGGCUCAGGAUUGACUGAACGACCAGGCGAGGCUCAAGUCAUUCACAACGAGAACGUGGCUCGACUGGGCCGCAUGACGUCCGAGGAAAUCCAACGGGAACGGAACGACCUCUGCCAGCAAAUGUCCAGCCAGACGUUGGCCUUCGUGACCACUUUACGUCAAAAGAAAAUGGCAGCCUCCGCAGGGAAAUCUUCAUCCCCAGCAACCCCUUCUCCGCUGGCUCUGUCUGAACCUGAAACUAUGGAUGUAUCCAUACCGAGCACGUCGACUCCACCUCCUCUUUCAAAGGCGGCCAACGAGAUGAGCACCAACUUUGGUAACUUGGGUCGUGUGGAAAAAGAGAAAUUGGCUUGGAUGGCGGAUAUUCCGGAGGGUUCAGCGGGUUCUAAUCCCACGCCAACGGACGGUUACUCGGCCCGAUUUGAUUUUCAAGGUCGUCUCGUGCCUCUCAGUGAAGAUAUUCCUGUUCAAGCCGGGUUGCAUCACCAUGGGGAAGAAGAAAAGAGGGCGGGCUAUACCGUGGAGGAACUGCUGAUACUCGCCCGCAGUAGGAACCCUCAACAAAAGGUUCUGGCCCUAGAUACGUUGGCUCAGAUCGUGAAAAGAUUCAAACAAGGAACGCUGGAUGGAAUCCUAGACCAGAAUCUUGUAGAUCAAGUCAUCCGGAGUGAUAUCUUCUUCAUCAUGCGGACCAGCCUCGACGAUCCUGCCCCGUCCAUCCGUGAGGCCACCUUGCUGCUCUUUCGUCAUCUCCUAGAUAAUCCCGAGGACGAACUCAUGCUGGAUUUCCAUUAUACAUCUACUUAUGGUCAUUGCCAGCCAAGUCUAGCAUCAAAGGCUUGGUCGGAUCCCAGUCAAAGAGCGGAAAUGCAAGAGACCAUGGCCGAGCUGAAAGAUGAUGAGCUUUUGAAGUUAGAUGUCAUCUUGGGCUUGCUCAGAAUGGACCUGCUUCAGCGGUUUGCGUACAUUCUUAAUCAACUGGAGCCCACGGCAUCGGCGAAGAAAAAUAUUCUGGCCACGGUUAUCCGGAUAGCUCGACAUUCCCUAUCCGCAGCCUCUCAAAUUGUUCACCACGAAAUGCUCAUGAAAUCGAUCAUGUCUGUAAUGUUCACGGACACGGAUACGGUCUGCCGACAAUUAGCAGCCAAAGUUGUGCGAAUUCUAAUUGCCCGAAAUCGCUCAUUAUUAGUAAAUAUCACCAAGACCCAUGAUAUCAAGCCAUUCUUAUUGAAGUAUUUGGCUCUCGAAUCCGAAAAUGGAAAACUCACAGGCGAAACUUUUCGGCUUUGGGACACCUGUUUACAGUACGGCGAGUGCGCUGAUAUCUUCUCAGAUUUGUUUCCGAUCCUGAUGAAGUAUCUCUUAUCAAUACGCGGAGCAACCGAUCCCAUGAGUAUGAAUCAACAAGAGACCUCCCCUUGGACUUUGGAGAGACCCCUAUUAACGGCUUUAUUGUUUAAAGUGCUAAAUUCAUGCAUUUUAACCGAUGCCAUUCCGUGGAACCAACUCCAAGAAGUCGUGAACGUGCUCCAAAUCGUGUACCAAAACCUAGUAAGCCUUCUCCGAAAUGGAUCUUUGUUAUGUUCUGAUGCCAUUCAAGAGGGAUCCGUUUUCGGCUCAUGCUCUCAAGCUCUAGCUUCUGGAAUCUUGCGAUAUGCCAAUGAACGAGGCCCCUUGGAUCUAAUCCCAGUCCUCAAUGAAAUGGCCACCAAAAUCAUUGUACCGUUCUUAAAAUCGGGGCAAUCCUCUCGCUUAGUAGGCAAACUCAAGCAAUUCAGUGCCUUCCUGUCCUUGGACAAGGACGGACGUGAGCGUGAUACCGAAAAUCUGGUCUCUCUUUCCGCCAUUAGUUGGCAAGGUGAGCUGGUCCGAACGCUCAACAAACAGAGUCCCUUUCCAGUUCUAAAUGGAUUGACAAGAGUUCUGUUUUGCAUCGUGAAGAUUACACAAAAUGGAGCCAUGAAGUUAUCCAUCGCUCAAUGGGUGCAGGCCAAGGCGUUGGCCGAGUAUUUGGUUCAAGUGUGCCAAUGCUCGCAUGGCUCCAUCCAUUCGAAUUGGUUCCUUGACGAAGAGAUUUCGUUCCUCUUCUAUUGCGUCCUUCUCCGAACUGAGACGUUACCCAACGAAGUGGGUUCCACGUGGCAAUUGGCCCACGUGCUCAUGAGUAAAUGUCAAGUGAAGCAUUCGGAAUUGCUCAAGAACCUAGCUGAACGAGUCGUGUUCAAGGUGGACCAAACACUCGUGGAACAUGGAUUGCUUGGAAUGAGGAUGAAUGAAUCCGUUGGCAAAUCCAAUUCCUUGGAAGCGUUGCAAAACCUCCAAGAUGUUCGGGCGUUGUAUAUGAGGCAUUUGCCUCGAAGUCACGGACGCUUUCCAAUUCUGUUCCAACAAUCUACCGUCAUCCAAACCUUGAGCGUAUCAAAUAAUGGAGAGAUUCUGCUCCCAUCAGAUUGGAUUUACGUGCCACUGAUCCAAUUAAGCAGACCGGAAUUGCAACGGGAACAAAUCCCCAAGGAGUCUGGAUCCAGACAAGUUGAACUAUCUUUGCAAUGGAUCUACAUUUGCUUACUCAUGAGACCAUUAACAUCGAUCCCUGAGGUCACUCUCCAUUUCUCAAGACUUGCUACCUUGCUUCUCUCCAAUGAGACAUUCUUUCUUGACUCCGUCAUCGGGCAAUGGCUUUCUUUGGAUCUGACUCAAGUCCUAAGGGACACCCAAGGCCUUCUCGACUUUAGCCAGGCUAUUCCUGGUAUUGAAAGCGCCAAAGAGUUCUAUCAGGAGCUCUGCGGUCAAUAUGCGGCAGUGUCCUACGGAGACAAGCUCUUCAGUUUGUUCCUGAUCUUACCCACAAGUGGAAAGAACACUCACCUCCGACUGACACUUUGGAAAGAUUAUACGGAAAAUUUGAGGUUGAUGCAGUUGGAUCCUCAAGACUUGCCACAGGGAUUUUCAGUGAACUCUUUUUGUUGUGGGAAAGAUUUGGACGCGAGUUCUCUUCGUUCAUACGCCAGUGCGAUUCUCUUGGGAGUUAUCAAUCCCAAAAGAAACCCUCUCCUCUUUCAAAUCGCUCAGAAUAACAUCAUGCUGGCUCAAGACUCGGAAGAUCAGGCAGUUCGAGCAGCCUUUCACCAAGUUGAAGCGAAACUGUAUGAUAUGGAUGUUUUUAAGAAAUAACGAACGGUUCGAUCAAUGGUUUUUUUUUUCAAUCCAAGUUGAUCUAGAGCAAACCAUGAGAGCUAAACUCAUAGAAGUUCUGUCUUUUGCAG
This is a messenger RNA of Tigriopus californicus, 3914 nucleotides long. RefSeq names its product RNA polymerase II-associated protein 1-like. Gene Ontology annotation, cellular component: nucleus. Gene Ontology annotation, biological process: transcription by RNA polymerase II. The transcript has a single exon. The record is from RefSeq and is a predicted model, not a curated record. The coding region runs from base 160 to 3822 and encodes 1220 amino acids. NCBI's taxonomy places the organism in Eukaryota, Metazoa, Arthropoda, Copepoda, Harpacticoida, Harpacticidae.